UUUUGUGAUGGCCUGAUAGCCGAUAUAUUUUGCGCAAGCCGCUUAUUAUCACACCGUGAAACGAUUUUUUCGAUGUCCCAUCUCUAACAAAAAGUAUCCACUUUUUCACGGCAACAAAGAAUUUGUAUGGCACAGAAUUUAGUAAAUUAACGCAAAUUACAGCCAUUAAAAUGCCAUUUAUUUAGCGCAACGCAGCGGCGACAAGUGCAAUUAUAAGUAUAAAUUGUAAUUUACAAUUUACAAACUGCGACGCAGCCUCGAACAACAAUUUUUGUAUGCUGUAAAGAAAGCCAGGAUAAUGGAGCAGAACUCCAGCACUAUUAUAAACGAGAAGGAGCUGGAAAUCAACAGUGCUGCACCAACAACUACAGCCGCAUGCAGCAGCAGCGACAUCGAUGCCACACAUGAAUUCCAAACCAUGAAGCCGGGCGCAGGACAUAAGUUACAACUACAACAACAACAGCAGCAGCUUGGCAAUGGACGCACUGAGCUGCCACAUAGCGAGCUCGUGAAGAUGCUGUACUAUUUGGAGGGAGAGCUGCAGGCACGCGAUGUGUGCAUCGCUGCGCUGCGCAACGAGCGGGUUAAGCAGCUGAUCACACAGCUGCGCACAAAGCGUGUGCAGCCAAACGAUCCGUAUGCUUCGCUGUUUCGGGAUAAGAUCGCAUUGAACGGGAAUCUGAUUUCUCGCGAGUCCUCCACGCAGGCCGCUCAAGCGGAAAUGGAGGUGCGCCAGAUCAUUGAGCAGCAAAUGGAGCAGCAGUAUCAGAUGGUCAGCAAGCAGCGUGGCACACAUGUGCGCAUGGUUAACAUAUUGACCGAGUCGCUGGAGAACAAUCAGCGCAUGCUGCAGCAGCUAGAGGAGGAGAGGCGCAAGCAUGAGCAUGAUACCGCCCAGGGGGAUGAUAUAACCUAUGGCCUGGAAAUGGAGCGCACCAAGUUGCGCCAGCAGUUGGAGGCGGAGCAGGCGCAGGUGGCAAACAUGGAAAAGGAUCUCAAGAAACUGCAAGAGACGCUCGAGUACGAGCGCAACAGGCAAAAGCAGAUCGUUUUGUUACUUAUCGCGGAACGAAAGAAGAUCCUAAUGAAGUACAUUGAGGAGGGCAAACGUUCAGAGGAUCUGGCUCAAAUUCUCGCCGAAGAGAAGCAGCGCUCCGAUACCAUUGCCGAGGGCCUUGAGGAGGAGAGCAAAAAAUCGCUGCGUAUGGAGGAGGAGCUGGAAAAGCAAACACAAUCAAUGGAACUGGAGCGCAAAACGCUGUUGUCCAAAUUGGCCAAGGAAGAGCUGCGUGUUAAGGAGCUGGAGCAGGAGCUAAACACGUUGCGUAGCGAGCACGAGGCAUUGAAGAAGCAACAUCAACAGCAGCAGCAACAACUGGCUGCCAGUGGCUCAACGGUGGCUGCUGCCAGCAAGUCGCGUCAGUUUAGUGACGACGCAUGUGCCACGCCCAUGGUAAACAUUGCGAAAAUAGUUCAACCAACCGCGACAGUGACCAGUAUGCCGGUUUCGGGUCCACAAACGGGCAUAGCACGCUCUAUUGUGCCAGGCCAAAAUAUACGCAGCGCCGCUGUUGGCAUUGCUACGGUGCCAACGGGGACCGCCACCGCGCCCACGGCGCCAUCUACUCUGGCUGCCGUCAAUCACAACAGCAGCACAGUCGCUACAACGGACGUUGGCGCCGCUGCUUCCAGUGCUGUUGUUGCAACUGCUCCACCAUCACCUUCGCCGGCUAAAAUGCAGCCAACGGCGACCAUACAACGUGCGCCGGGCGGCAAGUACGCAGCACUGGCUGCUGCUGCAGCGCUGGAUCAGACCGCAAUACCACCGCAUCCACAUCCUGUGCCCAUCGCAGUGCCACCUGUUACCGUGCCGCCGGCAGGGGCACGCGGCGCACCACCACCCAUACCAACUAAGCCAAUUGUACCGCCCAAGCGGGAGCCUUCGUUGUCGCGAUUGGGCUCCAUAACGAGCGGCAGUGCUGCUGCCACAGCCAUUGCCGCAGCUGCGGCGGCAGCAACGGCUGCUGUGGCGGCUACCGCAACCACAACAACUGCCUCCUCGACGAGCGCAGCAGCAGCAGUGGUACCGGCGACUACGGCAAAACAUAAUUAGACACCUUUCCUAGACAUCUUUUG
Molecule: messenger RNA, 2136 nt
Organism: Drosophila novamexicana
Lineage: Eukaryota; Metazoa; Arthropoda; Insecta; Diptera; Drosophilidae
Gene: Naus
Exons: 4
Coding region: 299-2113 (604 amino acids)
Source: RefSeq, a predicted model, not a curated record